Python bivittatus (Burmese python) is the source of this 562-nucleotide messenger RNA. The record is from RefSeq and is a predicted model, not a curated record. Lineage: Eukaryota; Metazoa; Chordata; Lepidosauria; Squamata; Pythonidae.
AAAAAAGGCCUGUUGUGGCAAGAGAGCUAACAACAGAUGUGUUCUGUCUUCUCUUCUUUCCCUCCAGAUGAUUCCACCAGAUCAAGAACUGCUGGUUUGGUAUGGAAAUUCCCAUAAUACUUUUUUGGGCAUUCCCGGUGUCCUCGGGCUUGAAGAGGAACAGAAGAAGACCAAACAUGAGGACUUCCACGUGGCCGAAGGUGGGAUCAGCACGAUGGGCCGCAUGCGGUGCGUCAUCUGCCACCGCGGCUUCAACUCCCGCAGCAACCUGCGUUCCCACAUGCGGAUCCACACUCUGGACAAGCCCUUCAUCUGCCGUUUCUGCAACCGCCGUUUCAGCCAGUCGUCCACCCUGCGCAACCACGUCCGCCUUCACACCGGAGAACGGCCGUACAAGUGCCAAGUCUGCCAGAGCGCUUACUCGCAACUGGCUGGGCUCCGGGCCCAUCAGAAAAGCGCCCGACACCGGCCCCCUAACAGUGCCUUGCAGCCCCACUCGCCCGCCCUCCCUGUGCCACACCCCACCGCCCUGGGCCACCACAUCCCCACCAUGGUGCUGUAA